Messenger RNA from Paramisgurnus dabryanus, 5646 nucleotides. RefSeq names its product amyloid beta (A4) precursor protein-binding, family B, member 1 (Fe65) (gene apbb1). Gene Ontology annotation, biological process: regulation of DNA-templated transcription. Gene Ontology annotation, molecular function: amyloid-beta binding; transcription factor binding. The record is from RefSeq and is a predicted model, not a curated record. Lineage: Eukaryota; Metazoa; Chordata; Actinopteri; Cypriniformes; Cobitidae. Gene Ontology annotation, cellular component: cytoplasm; nucleus.
UGCAGGCCGCAUGCGUCAGCGGCGUGACGUCAGUGUCGUGACGUUGGUUAGCGUUAGCAGCAUUAGCAGAAUAACGGUGAUGAUGCUUUGAGGAUUUGAUUUCGAGGAUUAAUCAAUGUGAUCAAGAGAUUAUUACCGUAGCUGUGUGUUUGUGUGUUGUUGUGUGAUGUCUGUGUCGAGUCCAUCAGAUCUGCUGAAUGAAAACACAUUUACUCUCGACCUGUGUUUGUCACAUGCUGAGUUAGGCCUGAAAGACACAAAUCACACAUCCAUCAACACCACCACCACCACCUCCGUCCAGCGGCUGAAAGGCAUCAUGGGAGGCCUGGACGACGAGCUUCAGGGAAACGAGAGCAACAGCAAGUGGAUGAAGGAGGGUCAGAACCAAAUAUGCAAGCAGCAGGACCAGAAUCUGAACCUGCUUCAAAACACAGAGGAGAUCAACCCUAACCAGAACUCCCAGCGGCGUCACGAAGAGAAGAACAAGGCUCUGAAAGCUCUCUGCUCGGAGCUCCAAAACUGGACCACAGAUGAUGAACCGCUCCUCAUUUACUCUUCUGACGCCCUGAAGGACAACGAUGAGGGACAGAAAGACGAUGAAACGGAAGAAGAUGAGAAUUCCCAUCCCAGUGUGAACGAGAACACGGACGUUCAGAGGAAAGGAGGUGAAGGUGGCGUCAAAAGUGCGUGUUUGUUGUUCGGUAAGAACGGCGCUCCCAGCGAUGAGGACUCCAGCUGUAUGUCUCUGUCGCAGGGAAGCACCGCCAGCAGCACACCGGAUGGAGAGCCGGAGUCGUACUGGGGUGGCAAUGCUUUCGAAUCGGACACGGAUCUGCCCUCCGGUUGGAUGCGGGUGCAGGACACUUCAGGCACCUACUACUGGCACAUUCCCACGGGAACAACGCAGUGGGAGCCGCCCGGGCCUGUGGAAGAGAGACCCACCAGCACGUCACCCGCAGAAACGCCCGCCGAUCAGCCGCAGAUGACAUGGGACGAUGUUUCACAUCCAAACAUAUUCAGUGAUGAAGAUCUCUGGCAGAAAGAUGACUUGUCUUGUGAUGACAGUCUGAAGGAGUUUGAGGGAGCGACUCUGCGUUACGCCUCCAUUAAUCUAAGUUGCUCUCAGUCUGAGGAGGAAGAGGAGGAGCGAACUCAUCUGGGCAGUCGUGAUGGAUCAAAGCAGUGUUUCGCCGUGCGUUCUCUGGGAUGGGUGGAGAUAUCAGAAGAGGAAAUGGCUCCUGGCAGGAGUAGUGUUGCUGUUAAUAACUGUAUCAGACAGCUGUCUUAUCAGAAACACAAUCUGGAUGACACGGCCGGCAUCUGGGGCGAGGGGAAGGAGAUGCUGCUGCUUCUGGAAAAUGAAACACUGAAUUUAAUGGAGCCUGACAGCCGAACGCUCCUGCACUCACAGCCAAUCGUCAGCAUUCGCGUUUGGGGCGUCGGCCGCGACGAUGGCAGGUCAGCACUUUUCAACAUUGACAGAUGCUCAGUGUCACAGGAUUUUGCGUAUGUGGCCCGAGACAAACUGACACAUGUGCUGAAGUGCCACGUGUUUCGCUGUGACACCCCUGCUAAGAACAUCGCCACCAGCAUGCACGACAUCUGCUCAAAGAUCAUGGCCCAAAGAAAAUCAGCCCCCAGAUUAAACACUGAUCCCUCCAGACUUAUGGACAUCCCCUUCCAGGAGUUUCCUGUGCCUAAGAAUGAACUCGUUCAGCGUUUCCAUGUGCGAUACUUGAACUGCGUGCGGGUGACAAAACCAGCUGGCAUGGAUGUUAUUAAUGUUGCGCUGGAGACGGCCCUCAACAGCAAAGACAAAGAGGAGUGGACACCCGUCACCGUGAACGUGGCAUCCGCUACACUCACUGUACUCAAUUCUGAGACAGAGGAAGUUCUUUCAGAGUGUCGUGUGCGUUUCCUGUCGUUUAUGGGUGUGGGGAAGGAUGUACACACGUUUGCAUUCAUCAUGGCGGAAGGACCCGGAGACUUUAUCUGUCACAUGUUCUGGUGUGAUCCGAAUGCAGCCAGUCUGAGCGAGGCCGUCCAGGCCGCGUGUAUGCUGAGGUAUCAGAAGUGUUUGGAUGCUCGUCCACCCAGCAGCGGUGUCGUCUCGUGUCUGCCAGGCCCACCCGCUGAUUCUGUGGCCCGCCGGGUCAAGAAAGGCGUUCAGAGUCUACUGGGCAGCUUCAAGAGAUCUGGAUCUCAAACGCCUUGAGAACAGGAGCAGUGCUCAUUACGUAUCUCUCCUUUCUGUCUUUAGUUUUUCAUGGAGGGUCUUUCACAACUCCUUCUGUCAUUAGCAUACAAGAAACACACAGAAGUGAAGUUAUCAUACGCACACACAUACACUACGAUUGAUUUCAAAUGCUUUUAUCUUCACGUAAGCAGAUGUGUUCACUGUGAACGUGAUUUGUGCACUACAUUGUAUGAAUUUGACUUACUGAGAUCAUAACUAAUAGUGUAGAUGAAUGUAGUAGAUGUUAUGUGGACUACACCUUUAAUGACGCUAAUAUUACGCAUGAACACUAAGAUGAGCUUGUGUACUAUGCAAUGUGCUUAUUUAUUAUUUGUUACUGUACGUCUGACUCUGAAUCAUGGUGUGUUACUUAAGAUUUCACUGUGUUUCAUCUUCAGUCUGGUUGAGAUGAUCCUCACUGCUGAACACCACAUACAGAUCCAACUCAUCCCACUUUAUAUACCGUGCUCAAGCAGAUAAACCGUCAUAUUUACAGGGUUUCUCUUAUUAAUAUAAGUCUAUGUUUGAUUAAUAAUAUAGUGGAGAUCGAGUCAUAAUGUAGUGUAAUGAUCACAGUUAGCUCAAGGAUCACGUACAGCCAGCUGGUUGUUAUCCCCCUGAAGGAGCUUAUUUGUGACAACAACCCCGAUUAUCCCACCUAUUACACGGCUAGUUGCUAUACGAGUAAAUAUAUAGACAGAACAUUUUUAUUUGAUAUCUUUUUUUAGCUCAUUCCUAAGAAAAGCAAAUGUAUGUCUUAAUGGCUCUAAGCAAAGAUGUGUUAAAACGAGUUCAAAGGCCAAACAAUAUAAACAUUGUUUAUUCAUUUGUAAAUAAGAUCUCACUGAUAAAUUAUGCAUAUUUAUACCGCAUUAAUUCAUAGGUAUUUAACUGGGCCUGUCAAGAUGACACAUAAUACUUGGAUACUUUCACUUCAAAACAUUAUAAAAAAACCUUACACUACUUUUUUGGAGUAAUAUUGUAGUAAAGUUUGUGUUCUGUCAAAAGAAUGAGUCGUAUAUAAGUUAAUGUGGAAAUGGUAGUGCAACAACACUAGUAUGACGUGUCUUGUGGUAAUACUGCCGACCAAUCAACUAAGAGUACAUAUUGAUCAGUCCCUGGAUGUCGAGUUCUGCUUCGAGGUGCUACUGCACUACUAUAAAUGAAUGUCUUAGAUAUUUAUACUGGAAAACCCCCCCAAAAAAUACAAAGAAUUCUCAUGCAGCGUUCACACCAACCACGAUUUUGACGAUUUGCGAGUAGAUUACAUACAUAGUCAAUGCAAAAACGCGUCCUCGCGUGGGGCGAUGCAAAUGACGGGAUAGGGGCGGCGCGUUUGCCGCGAAAACACGCGCUAUUCGCCUCAAACGCGUCUUUGCCCAAGUUGAAAAUAUUCAACUCGAUCGAAAAAUUUGCGUGACACAAAGUUAAAUCCCACAAGUAAUCUAGAGCGAGUAACUGUGGGUUCACACCAGAUGCGAGUUCAACGAUUUGCGCAAGUAGAUUACAUACAAAGUCAAUGCAAAGACGCGAUCAAACGUGUCCGCGCGUGUGGCGAUGCGAAUGACACGAUAUGGGUGGCGCGUAUGGUGCGAAAACACGCGCUAUUCGCCUGAUACGCAUCUUUGCCCAAGUUGAAAAUAUUCAACACGAUUGAGAAAUUGGCAUGACACGAAGUUAAAUCCCGCGAGUAAUCUAGAGCGAGUAACGUGAUGCCCCGCGUUUGUGUACGUAGCAUAACGCGAUGCUACGCGUUUGGUGUGUACGUAGCAUUACAUUAAGAUGAAUUAAGUUGAUAAGAAAAGUGGCUUAAGAUGUACAGUCUUGUUUGCUGAAAAAACUUUUGACAUUUUAAGAGGUCUAUGCUUAAAACAAAAAUAUCUGCCAGUUGGGUGAUAAAAAAAUGUAUUCCAGUUUAAACUUAAUUCAAUAAACUGAAUUUAAGUUUUUUUUUCUUAGCCCAUUGGCAGAUAUUUGUACUUGUUUUAAGCACAGUUGUUGUUUUUUUAGCCUGAAGCUCUUAAAUUUCAUAUUGUUUUCCAGUAAACAAGACACCUGCCCUGCCAAAAUUUUCACUGCCUCCAAUGAAAAAAUGUUUGUGUCACAUAUUUAAAAAUAAUAAUUCAAACGACAAAUAUAAUUGUAUACAUAAACAACAGUCAUUUUUCAAUGAAAAAAGGCUCCCAACUUUUCCCCGUUUUACCCAAGUAAAUGUCUGCUUCCAAGAUGUUAAACAAUAUACAUUGAUGAAAUUAUAUUUUAGUGACUAAGGGUGAAACACUGGCCUGAUCGGGCAAGUGACAAUACUUUUUACUGGCCCGAACAUCUCUCACGCUUGCCCCGGGCCAACCGGCAGUCCCUUAUGUUGAGCCCUGCCGUGUAAUAAUUCUUUAUAUUUUUGUUUGGUUUUCCAGUAUAAAUAUGUAAGAUAGACAUAAAUUUUGUGCAAUGUGGUUUAGUCUGAGAAACUCAACAUUCAGAUGAUAAUACUGACAUCAUAGCAAGGACUUUGAGAGGAAGUGUCAUUUUAUCUUCACAUGAGGAUCAGUGAGUUGUGCUUUUAACUGAAUGAGCGAUCAUAUUUACUUUCCAUUGAAUACAGGCUUAUGUUUUAUACAUUGACUCUGUAUAUGAAUGUAAUGUAUGUAGUAUUCAUUUCCAUUGCCCUGUUAUCUGUAUAAGAUUUGUGUUAUUUAGAUAUUCUAGUCUUCCAAAGCUCAUUACAGACUCAUUGUAAAUCACCAUUAAUAUUUGCAUUGAAGUUACCCUUUUCUCUUUAUGUUUGAGGUUUUUGGAUGUGCUGUCAUUCAUUGGUGGUGUAGCUGAACACAAAUAAUGUAACUAAACAUUGGUUUGUUCAAACUAUAUAUUAGCCUGUCCCAAACGCUGUCUUCCUUCAAGAAGCGUUGGUUUUGUCCACAUUUGCUGUGCACAACAGGGUUGGGGUUUCGCAGAAGUCCACUUAAAAGAGCAAACUAAAAUAAACAGGACAUGCACCAGUGUCAGAAGUGAAAGCCAUCCCAAGACCUCUGCAUUCAUUAUCACACUAAAGUUAUUGUCUUGCUGUCAGAUUGUAUACUGAAGCCACCAUCUGCUCCUACAGUAUAUAUUUAUGGGUGUGUUUUUAAAUGUUGAAAUAUCAUUUUUGUCUAUCUGUUGUAUAAUAUAAAAACCCAAUGUGUUUCUUUUCUUCUCAUGCACAGUGUAACAUACUGCCAUGUUUGUGUAUACUCAUAAAUAUUAUAAUGUAGUCGUGUACAUAUAAGACAACUCUUCAUUCUGUUCCGUCUGAGUUCAUGUUGUUAAAGGUUUUAAUCUCUUAUCUACAUGAUGUGUAGUUUUAGCUAACUCUCAUGUUAUGCUUAUGUGGUGCUGUUGGUAACACUAAAUAAACGUUUUAUUUAACAUUG